Messenger RNA from Sporisorium graminicola, 3153 nucleotides. RefSeq lists its product as uncharacterized. Gene Ontology annotation, cellular component: mitochondrion. Gene Ontology annotation, molecular function: L-glutamate dehydrogenase (NAD+) activity. NCBI's taxonomy places the organism in Eukaryota, Fungi, Basidiomycota, Ustilaginomycetes, Ustilaginales, Ustilaginaceae. The record is from RefSeq and is a predicted model, not a curated record. The coding region runs from base 1 to 3153 and encodes 1050 amino acids. The transcript has 2 exons.
AUGACUCCUUCGAUAGACCAAUCGUCUUCCUCCUUGGAUGACGUCUCCAAGGUCAAGUCGGCUCUCUUGACUGCAGCCGGCUCGACCCCCAGGAGCGGCUCCCACACGCCCAUUGACCACGUCAUUGCCAACAAUGCCGGCUACGCUGACACCGUCUUUGAGGGCAAAGCCGACCAGGCUGCCCAGGUCAAGCAGCUCCUCUCAAGCAAAGGCUUCAUCCCUCCUAAUCUCGUCACUGCCGAGGUCGACUGGUUCUACCAGAACCUCGGAAUUGAUGACACCUACUUUGCCCUCGAGAGCGUAGAGACAGUCGCUGACCAUAUUCUCGCCCUCUUUGGUGCAAAGAUCAUGGCCUACACCAAGCACUCCACGAGCCUCGAGAUCGACCUGGAGAAAGAAUCCGAAAACGGCGCCGUUUUCAUUCACUCGUCCCAGGCCGGCAAGUCGCAGGCAGAUGGCCCCCAGUGGGAACGUCGUAUCGACGCAAACUACCUCGACAAGUCGUCCGUCAACAGGGCCUACCGUCUCGAGACAUACCGCUCCGCCGGCUCCGUCUCGGCUCAGUCGCAACAGCAGCUGAGAUGCUACUUUUUGGCCAAGUGCAACUUUGUCGAGCCUCGUCCCGCUCCCGACUCGCCCAGUUACGCCGACAUUCGUGCUGUCUCGGACAAGACCUUCCUCACCAAGGCCAGCGACAACACGCUCGACAUCUACCAGAGCAUCAUGGACGAGGUCCUCCGCCGACAGGGCCCCGUGAUCGAGAUGUUCGAGGUCGAGGGCAGUCGAGAGCGCAGGAUCGUCAUUGGAUACCGCAUGGGAACCACCAACUCCUUCUUUAGCGCCCUCUCGGACCUCUACCACUUCUACGGCCUCUUCUCGUCGCGCAAGUACGUCGAGCAGUUCUCCAACAACGUCACCAUCAUCUCGAUCUACCUCAACCCGCUCCCGGCCUCCAACAGCCCUCCCAUCGAGCACUCGAUCCACCAGGUCAUGAAGGAGGCGUCGCUCAUCUACGUGCUGCCGGAUAACCCCUUCUUCCAGCCUGCCCUCGCCGAAAACACCCACGCUGUUCAGGAGGCCACCUACGCCUACGUCGGCUGGCUCUUUGCUCAGCAUUUCUGCAACCGUCUCGGGCAGGCCUACCAGGCGUUGCGCAACGUGCUCAACGAGAACGACUCGCAGCAGGCUGCCAUCCUCAACGAGAUCAAGCUUCGAUUCCGUGAAGAGACUUUUACGCGUCAGUCGAUCCAGGAAGUCAUCGAGAACCACCCCACCCUCAUCCGUCUCCUCUACGUCCACUUUGCCAACAUCCACUACCCCGGCGGUGCCGACGACCAGGAGCUCGUCCCCACCCUUUCGUACCAGCGCCUCGUCAAGGAGGAGGUGCUCGACGACAACGAGAUGUACGACCGCAUCCGCAAGGCUGCCAACAACACGCACGAGCGACAGGUUCUCGAGGCCUUCCUCUUCUUCAACAAAGCCGUGCUCAAGACCAACUUCUACACCCCGACCAAGGUCGCCCUCUCCUUUCGCCUGGACCCUGGAUUCCUCCCCGAGGUCGAAUACCCCGUCAAGCCGUACGGUAUCAUCUUUGUCGUCGGUGCCGAGUUCCGCGGCUUCCACGUCCGCUUCCGCGAUGUCGCUCGAGGUGGCAUUCGAAUCGUCCGCUCCAGGAACCGCGAGAACUACUCGAUCAACCAGCGAACCCUCUUUGACGAGAACUACGCACUCGCCUCGACACAGCAUCUCAAGAACAAGGAGAUCCCAGAAGGUGGUGCGAAGGGUACCAUUCUGCCCACUCUCGACGCCAACCCUAAGCUCGCCUUUGAGAAGUACGUCGAUGCCAUCCUCGACCUGCUCAUCAAGGGCCAGACACCCGGUGUCAAAGAGGAGAUCGUCGACCUUCUCGGCAAGGAAGAGAUCCUCUUCCUCGGCCCCGACGAGGGCACUGCCGACCUCAUGGACUUUGCCGCAGAGCAUGCUCGCGCUCGCGGCGCUCCCUGGUGGAAGUCGUUCACCACCGGCAAGACCGCCGCCACCCUGGGUGGUGUGCCGCACGACGUGUGGGGCAUGACGUCGCUCUCGGUGCGUCAGUACAUCAUCGGAAUCUACAGGAUGCUGGGCCUCAAGGAGCAGGAGGUCACCAAGGUCCAGACCGGUGGCCCCGACGGAGACCUCGGCUCCAACGAGAUCCUUCUGUCAGUUGACAAGACCGUCGCCAUCAUCGACGGUAGCGGUGUCAUCUACGACCCCGUCGGGCUCAACAGGCAGGAGCUCGUGCGCCUCGCCAAGGCGCGAAAGAUGAUCGCCGAGUUUGACGCGUCCAAGCUGAGCUCGAGCGGCUACCGCGUUCUGGUCGAGCAGAACGACGUAAAGCUGCCCAGCGGCGAGGUCGUCCCGGACGGUGUUGCCUUCCGAAACUCUGCCCAUCUCCGUUUCAAGGCUGACCUGUUUGUCCCCUGCGGUGGUCGUCCAGAGGCGAUCAACAUCUCGAACGUCAACAAGCUUUUCGAUCAAGACGGCAAGCCGCACUUCAAGUACAUUGUCGAGGGCGCCAACCUGUUCAUCACAAGGCAAGCUCGACUGGAGCUCGAGAAGCGCGGCGUCAUCCUCUAUCCGGAUGCCUCGGCCAACAAGGGCGGCGUCACUUCAUCGUCGCUCGAGGUGCUCUGCGGUCUCUCGCUCGAGGAUGCCGAGUACGUCGAGUCGAUGCUGUUCAAGGAUGGCAAGCCGACCAACUUCUACCUCUCGUAUGUUCGCGACAUCCAGACCAUCAUUGGCCGCAACGCUCGCGCCGAGUUCGAGGCCAUCUGGCGCGAAAACAUCGAGACGGGCAAGCCUCGAUCCACCAUCUCGACCGAGCUCAGCACCACGCUCAACAAGCUCUCCGAGGAGCUCGAGGCGACCGACCUCUUCUCCAACGAACAGCUCCGCUCGGCUGUUCUCGGCCAGGUGUUUCCUCCCACCCUCAUCAAGAAAGUGGGUCUUGCCAAGCUCAUCGAGCGCAUUCCUGAGGCGUAUGCUCGUUCCGCUUUUGCUGCCAAGGUCGCCGCCAGCUUUGUCUAUGCCAACGGGCCCAACGCCAGUCACGUCGACUUCUACAAGCACAUCUCGACGCUGUUGGCGCAGCCAUCGCCGGCAGCACAACAGUGA